CGUUUGCGACAGUGAGUUUUCACGGGAGCAGCGGAGGAGAGGCGGUGUACUCGGUAGCGACGAGAGUAUAUACACGAUUAGAAUGUUGUAUGUCGGCGGUGGAUACUUUUCAUCGUGAGUCCUUUAACGCCCCCGAAGAAGCGCAAUGGGCUUCUCUCGGCGCAUUUAACGCCCGGCCGAGACGAGGACCGCCACGAGGCGCGCCGAGCGCGAGAAGGCAUCUCGGAAGCGGCCCCCGCCAGAGGAUCCACGGAGGAAUCGAGACGGGAGACUCGUUUAGUGCCAAAACGUGACGAACGCCGAGAGACCGUGGUUCGUAGGUAGCGCGCGCGCGAGAGAGCGAGAGCGAGAGAGAGAGAGAGAGAGCGAUCUCGAGAGAAUAUCAGCGAGGAGGCAGCCCCCCCCUCCCUCGGCUGUCGAUGCGCGGCGUGCUGCGACCGUUCACGUGGAAGUCCUCCCCGAAACGCCAAACUCGAAAAGCGACUCCCGAUCCCGCCGAGCCGCCUCCCCGCACGCAGCCGUCCCAGCGGUACUUCACGUUUUUAGCGCAGCCCUCACUCGUCCCCGCGGCACUCACGAUUAUGUCGACAAACCGGAGAGCUGUGGCAGGACGUUCACUUGGCAGCCGUUGUUGAGUACCCCCCAAACAAUGAGUCUCUCCCCGGAGUUGCCGGACGCAAUCUUAGAAGCAUACAACUGAGAGAAUAUAUAUGGAAUCAAAAUGGCACGCAGACGUAAAACCGAAGUAAAAGCAUCUGAGAAAUCAUCUCAUAAAUAUGUACCUGUACGCAAAUCUAGCAGACAAAUAGCUAAGAAGCAAUUGGAAGAAAAAAAGAUAAAUGGAUACAUUACGCAAACAUCUUGCUCAAACAGUUCAGAGGACUCCAAGUCCGCUAGCGAAGGUCACAGCCAAGUUCUUUCAAAGAAGAAUCAAAACUCGCAGAAGAAAUAUAACAAACAUAAAGGUACUUCCAGUAACAGUGUAAUUGUAAAUAAUGAGAAUGCUGUAUACAAUGCCGCUCGGUAUAAGCGAGAUACGGGUGAAAGUGACAGUCAAGAUGGUAUAGAUAGUAUGAUUAAAAAUUCAGAGAAACUUAGUCCAGAGGAUGUACAGCAGGUUGUUAUCGGUAAUCCAAGUCCAAGCAAUGAAUCUAUACCUAUGCCUACAUCUGCAUCGGGUAAGGCAGAAACAUGGUCGGAGGAUGUCAUAGAGGAAAUGAUAAUCUGCGAAGAGAUGCAAGUGGACGAGGAUGUUGGGGACAACAAUUAUCCUCUGGCGCAGAAUAACGUUAUAGUUGAGGAGGUGUAUGUAAAUGAACCUGAUAUUGCAGACAAGAACAUUGUAGAAUAUACUGUGAUACAAAGUGAGGAUAGUGAAUCCAUGGUGUCUAAGUCAGAAAAAAUUUUGAAUGAUGAAUAUCAUGCCGUUAGAAAAGAUGUUAAUAGUGUACAUAUGGACAAGUCAGAAAAUUCCAUAUCAGCAAUGCACACGGAUGAAUCGGUCACUUCGUGCAGUAGUGGGAAUAGUAGUACUACAGAAUCUAAUCUCUCUGCUGAUAAACUUUAUAUCAGCAAGAAGAAAAUUGUGUUAGAAGACGGGAGUAAAAAACCAAAAAACAAGACAAUUUAUGAUAAAAUUAGAAAGGAAAUUUCAGAAUCGAUAUCCGAAAAAGUUCGUUUGUGUUCCAUCAAGGAUGAUUCGGGUUCUUCUACCGAGGAAGACAAUUGCAGGCGGGAAAGCAAAGACUUACAAGUAAAAAAUAUGCAUGUGGAUUCGUCAACGGAAGGUUCAUUUAAUAAAAUAGAUAAUAAACUGGCAGAUAUGCAGAUAAGCGAAUCUUCACAAGAAAUACAAAAGUUGGUGAAUGAUCUCUCGAGUGUGGAAAGCACGGAUUCUCUGGUACAAACUCCUUUAAAUAUAGAAAAAUUGUCUCCAAUGCAAUUAAAUAUUGAUGACGAAAGUAGUUCGUCAAUAUUAGAUAAAAUGGAACAGUUACAUCGCCCGAAUAAUUCUGUUAGCUCUCACGUUAAGGAGAUGUUCUCGAAAACUGUGGAACCCAACAAUAUUAUCAAAAAUCAGGAAGAAAAUAUCGUGGAAUCCAACUCUUGUGUUGAUAAACUUCAAUGUACAGAUCGAGUUUCAUUAAAAUCGAAAGAUAAGAGGAAUACGAGUCAGCAAAAGAAUCCAGAACAUUUAAUAACUAUCGAUGAAUAUCAAGAUAGUGAAGGAGAUAACAACAAAGUUGAUAAUGAAGAUGUCAAGUUAUGCAGCAGUAGUGAAAACAGUAAUGAUACAUUAGUAUCGCUCACUAAUUACAAAGGGCGCGACUUUGAUAUAAAAAGCACAAUUAACAGUACAAGUGAUAUUGACAAAAAAAUUGAAUUCAGAGGUCGUAGUGAAAGUAUUGAUACAACAGGCUCUGAAAAUAGUUCUAACAGUUCAGGUGUAAGACGAAGUAGUAGAAUUCGAUCGAUUGGAUUGAUGAAACAAAGAUCUCGCGGACGUGGAUUGGUUAACAAAACAAAACCUAAUAUAGACAUCUCAAAAGCCAAUCUUCAGCAAGAAAAAGAAAAAGUAGUUAAUAAUACGAAUUCUUCAAUUAUUCAGGAAGUAAAAAUAGAAAACUUUGAGACUCAAUGUGAUAAGGAAAAUAAUUCUAACAAGAUCUCAACAUCGAUUGAUACUUUGACACCAUUAAGUACCAGUUACAAUACCACAGGAUAUGAUUCUGACUCUUCAAAGCCAGUUAAAGUAAAAUCCCGUUGGCGGAGAUCGAGUGAGCUUGAAAUGGGUGGAUCAAAUGCAGGAUUUGGAUCUAUUAUUGCCCCUGUGUCAAUGCUUGGAUCGUCUAUUGCACCUCCAUCUGAAUCAGGACGUAAUGCACCAAUAAGUAGUAUAGGAGAAUUUACAUCAUCAGAAUCGAAACAUAAUGUUAUUAGUACAAAUAUGAAAAUUUGUACAGAAAAGAAAACAGAGCAAGACGUACCGGUGAUAUCCAGUAAUGUUUCUACUGUUUCAACAGUAUCACAAAUUCCAAAAACUAUAGGCGCAAAGAUUUCGUUGCCGAUGGUUCUCGAAACAGAAGACAGAGAAAUGGAAGAAAGACUGAGCCAGUUUGAGCACUUGCAUGAAAACUUGUAUCUUACUGAAAGAUAUACAAACAAAGAAACCAAAAGAAUGGUAUGUGAUUGUUUCUUAACGGAAGAAGAUAUUGAGAGAGGAGAACUUGGUUGUGGAGAAGAUUGCCUUAAUAGACUUCUCAUGAUAGAAUGCGGACCUAGAUGCGUAGUAGGUGAUAGAUGUACAAAUAGAAGGUUUCAAAAUUGUGAAUAUGCCAAAUGCGAAGUUUUUCGAACGGAGAAGAAAGGUUUUGGAUUACGUGCCAUUGUAGACAUAAUGGCGGGCGAGUUUAUAAUGGAGUAUGUAGGUGAAGUUGUAGAUCCAAAGGAUUUUAGACGUCGAGCAAAAGAAUAUUCCAAAGAUAAAAACAAACAUUACUAUUUUAUGGCAUUGAAAUCUGAUCAGAUUAUAGAUGCUACUAUGAAAGGAAAUAUAUCCCGAUUCAUUAAUCACAGUUGUGAUCCAAAUGCGGAAACGCAAAAGUGGACAGUAAACGGAGAAUUACGAAUAGGUUUCUUUAAUACAAAAUUUAUAACUGCUGGCGAAGAAAUUACAUUUGAUUAUCAUUUUCAACGUUAUGGCAAAGAAGCUCAGAAAUGUUAUUGUGAGUCAGUAAAUUGUCGGGGUUGGAUAGGUGAAACACCUGAGGAAGAGAAGGAGAAAAUUGAAAAGAAAGAAACGCGCGAAAGAGACACCAAGAAGAAGAAGGAAGAAACGAAACCUGCUGAUGAUUAUAUGGAGGAUGAAGAUUUGGAGGAAGAAAUAGAUAAAUUGUGCUCAGGCGGUUUAAAAAACCGUGCGCACACGUUAACAUUAAGUAGAUUAAUGGUUCGUAGCAGAGAAUUAGAACACAGAACACGUUUCUUACGGCUCAUUCAAAGUGGUGAACAACCGUGUCGAAGAUUGUUUUUGGAUUAUCACGGAUUGCGUUUAAUUUGGAGUUACGUUAUGGAUAUUGCCACAAACGAAUCGGAAGAAGCUCAACAAUUUCGCUUAGAAGUGCUGAAAACUCUAAAUACACUGCCAAUACCAAACAAGACAAUGUUAAUGGAUAGCAAAAUAUAUGGUGUAGUUGAAAGAUGGGCAAAAAGAUUAUAUCUUUCUCCAAAUGCUGAUUCCCCAGAAGACGAUCAGAGUAAAUCAAAGAUGAGCUGCGAGGAAUUGAGUAGUUCUGACAGCAAUGAGAAGAAAAGUCCCGAUGAACGUCUGACUGACAUUCCAGAUAAACGUAACAACAAUAUCGAAAGUUGUUUGGCAGUUGGCGAAGUUAAAACAGAGAAUACAGAUCAGAAUAUUCCCGAUUUGGCUUCUAGUCUUCUUGCUGAAUGGUCUAAUCUAAAAGAAGUUUUUAGAAUACCAAAAAAGGAAAGAAUUGAGCAAAUGAAAGAGCAUGAAAGAGAAGCAGAUCGGGGAUAUAGAGAAGAAUUGGAGAAAGAAGAAAAGAGAGGCACGUCGUAUGAUAGACAUAGAUCUGAUAGAUAUAAUCGAAGUGAGAUAGACAAACGUGGAGACAGGAGACGAGGACGAGAAUCUCCAGAAACCGAUCACACUAGAACGAAAGAUAAAAGAAUAGAAGAACGGAGUCUAGUUCCUAUACCACGAAUGACAAAGUAUGAACGUAGGCAAUUAUUCGCACUGAAAGUUGCAAAAGAAGAGGAGGAGAGGCAACGUCGUCAACAGCAAGAAUCGUGGCAAGAACAUGAGAACAGAUGCUUGGCAUUGGGUAUAGAUCCCCAUACUACUGCCAUGGUUGAUCCUCAAACUGGUUAUCCUGUUUUUUAUAAUCCAACUUUAGGCCAAUGGCAGCAUUAUUCCACUCCACAAGAUGGAGGAGAAGCGACGCAACAAUGCACUCCUGUUUACGUAGGAAGUGCGCAAUCUGCCGGUAUGAUGAGUCAGAGUCCCCAUGUACUGUCGUCAGCAAUGACAACCGACAUGUCGUCCGGAAUUACAACUGGUAUUCCACCUGGUGUGCCACCAGUAGCUUACUCAUUAAGUCAAACGCCUGUGUUCAAUCAAACAUCUUCCUAUUCUUUGACAUCGCAACCGUACACCGAAGGGCAACUAUCUCUUCCAAACAGUUUAGUGUCUGUUCACGGUGGCGUCCCUUCUACAUCAAUUCAAGCGCCUCUUUAUAAUCACAUCGAAAAUCCCGCAGAUCAACAAUUCUCUAAUCUCACGUCCGCGGAAAGUGUGACGGGCCGACCGCAGUCUGAAGUUCCGGCAAUAGAUUUGCCACCGAAGUGGAAGAGCGCGACGGAUAGCAGAGGUAGAACGUACUAUUACCACGUGAAGGAAAGAAUAUCGCAGUGGUUACCUCCGCCACCCGAUCACAUCGGAGUACAGCCAGACUCGUCGUCUACCUCGGAAUCGAGUGAAGAAUCCAGUUCGUCGAAUGAGGACGACGAUGAUAUUGAUGAUGAUCAUAACGAGGAUCAGAAAAACGAUGACAUGGAGGCAAGUAGCGUUCCAACAGAUAGUCCAUCGAGCGCGUCUAGGCCAAAUGUAUCUAAAAAAUUAGGUAGUCAUAAUCUGACUGGAAGUUUAUUGCCGGAAUCUAAGAAAAGAAGAGAUGGACUGGUCCAAGAAAGAAUUAUUAGUCCACGUAGGGAAGAGGAUCGUAUUGAUCAUAAAGCAUAUAAAGAAAUAAAAGAGAAAUUACGACGGCAGAAGGAAAGAACGAAACUAAAAGAUCAUGUUGAGAAAUUAAGAAAACAUAGGCGAAGUAAUAAAUCGAAGUCUCAUUCGCGACAUGGUUUGAGCAAGAUGCAAUCAACAUCAGCCGAGAUGUCUCCUAUGUCUGAAAGGAAAAUCAAGGAUACAUUUAGAAUAAAUAUGGCUAAUGUGAUGGUUCACUUUUUAAAUCCAUAUAGAAAAAAUGACUGCAAACAAGGUAGAAUAACUAAUACUGAAGAUUUCAAGCAUCUAGCUAGAAAGUUAACACAUUUUGUACUUGCUAAGGAAUUAAAACAUUGUAAAAGCGUGGAUGAAUUACAAUGUAAUGAAAAUGUUAAACAUAAAGCGAGAGAUUUUGUACGUAAGUACAUGAGCAAGUUCGGGGCAGUGUACCAGAAGGGUACAGACGAGGACUAGCUAUAAUUUAUAAAAAUGGAAAAUUUGUUAUUUAUUGCGCGAGCAACUUCUGCUACUGCGAAAUAUAUUUAGAUAAAUAUAUUUAGGCUCGUAUGUAGAUACACAUUUGUAAUUGUAUUAUUGUAAAAUAGACAAGUUUGUAUAUGCGUGAUGAAACGUUUUUUCAUGAUUUAGCAGUUAAUAAAUUUUAGCAAAUUUUUAAUUUUCCAUAUUUUAUGUGUAAAUUCGAUACUUGUUCAUUUAUACAUGCCAAUUACGCAUGUUGUAUCUUUUAUAAAUAUUGUAACUUAUAAUGCCAAUAUAAACACACACAGUGUAAAAAUAUAUACUCUGAUAAUUGUGUAAGAUUUGAACCUACCUUUCGCUAUCAGUGUCUUAAAGUUAAUACUCAACAGAUAUUUAUUUGUAUACGUUACGCAACAAUUUCUGUAAAUAAUUAUGAAAUGAAUUAAGAUUAUAAAUGAAUGAUGAUUUUUAACUGCUUCUCACUGAGUUGCUGUUUUGCUUGCUGACUCAUGGGUGUCUAUUAUUUAUAAGAACUGGACAAAAGAUAACAACAUAAAUCUUGCAUUUAAUAAAUUUAAUUUUGUAUUACCGACGUUUUGUCUUUACACGUUACAAAGGUGUGAUGCGUAAUUUUCGAAACGGAAGCAAUGUAAAAUAUUGAAUAAAAAGAAAUCUACAUUUAUGAUAA
Molecule: messenger RNA, 6908 nt
Organism: Wasmannia auropunctata (little fire ant)
Lineage: Eukaryota; Metazoa; Arthropoda; Insecta; Hymenoptera; Formicidae
Gene: Set2
Product: probable histone-lysine N-methyltransferase CG1716
Exons: 14
Coding region: 722-6214 (1830 amino acids)
Biological process (GO): regulation of DNA-templated transcription
Cellular component (GO): nucleus; chromosome
Molecular function (GO): histone H3K36 methyltransferase activity; protein binding
Source: RefSeq, a predicted model, not a curated record